Messenger RNA from Apodemus sylvaticus (European woodmouse), 3033 nucleotides. Its product is annotated as spermatogenesis-associated protein 31-like. Bases 1 to 3033 code for a protein of 1010 amino acids. The record is from RefSeq and is a predicted model, not a curated record. The transcript is spliced from 5 exons. NCBI's taxonomy places the organism in Eukaryota, Metazoa, Chordata, Mammalia, Rodentia, Muridae.
AUGGAGAAUCUUCCCUCUCUUCUGGAAAGCAUUUACACCACAUGGCUGAGCCUCAGCUCCACAAUAUGGGCAAUGGACAUGAUCCUUGCCUUUGUGUGUGGACUGGGGCUCUACCUCCUGUUACUUCCUUUUCUUGAGAGUCAUCUGUCUUCACCUCCAUCAAAUAUAAAGUUCACCAGGAAGCCUCAGAUACAGAUGACCUGGCAGAGCCAGUACAAAAAAAAGUUUAAGAAUCAUUGUAGGACUGAUGCAAAAGCUUGGGGAGAAUGCCUGAAAAAGCUGAAAGAAAAAGAAAAGGAUGAAUUAUUUCUAGAAGAAAUGAGCCCAGGACACCAUUUGAACUCUUUAGGGAAUAUAUUUAACUCACGAAGUGCUAAACAAGACAGAACUACCUUGUUACCCUUCUGGAACCUGAAAGAAAAAUCAGAAGAGCAGAUGGCUACUCAGAAAAUAUCUUAUCCCAAGAUCUCAGGGGACCAUUUUCAACAGAAAUAUGACCAGCUUUUCUGGGGUCUCCCUUCUCUCCACAGUGAGUCUCUGGUAGCUGCUGCCUGGAUCCCUCAGACAACGUCAACUCUCCCUUCUCCCUUUUUCUUAUUCAAUGUCAUCCCAAGUGUUUAUCCAAUUCAACUGCAGGAUAAAAUGUCUCCAAUGCUUCCCCAUACACAUCCUCUGUCCUAUCUGGACCUCCAACAUCCACCUUUAAUUCUAUCUCCAAUUGAAUUCCAGCCCCCAGUUUUGAAUCAAGUUCAUUUUCAAUCCCCUCUCCCAGUCCUACUACCCUCUUCUCUACCCUAUAAUAGGGGUUUUGGUACAUCUUAUUCUCAAUCACAAAGUAAGCCACAAUACCUCCCAGCUGAAAUAAAAUACACAGAAAGGCCCUUACUGAAAAAACAACUAGAAAAUAGAUUGACUUUACCCUUGAUGAUCCAGAAACCUCAAGAAGCCUAUGACAUUUUGGACCCCAACCCUUCCCAAGACUGGGCAGUCUCUAUCCUUCCUGAAAAUUUUCCCAUCAGCUGUGAGCUCCGGGAGAAACUGGAGCAGCACAUUCAAAGGUGGCUCAUUCAACAUCAAUGGAAUUUUUCUCAUAGGAUCCAAGACUCUAAGGGGAUGAUGGCACCUCAGAACACAGUAACAGGAAAACCUGGCACCUCACAAGCCCUUGUGUCUACUGGUGAACACAGCAAGGAGGGCCAGAAGGUGAAAUUCCCUCUAGAAAAGGAAUCUGGCAAGAAUCUGGGACCUAUUCUAGGAAAGAUCUCAAAAGAUCCAAUCAGGGGCUUGGAAAAAACUAUAUGCUUGAAGAAUUUAGAUAACAACUUGAAACUUCAUUUGGGUACAAAGUCAGGGCAGAUAAAUCACGGUCUGACCCCUCUGAGUAUGCGACGAUCCUGGCUUGCUGUGGACAAUAGUUUCUAUGAGACUGACAACCAUAUGGAAAAGAGAAAUUUUCCAGCCUUAAAGAGUUCAGAAAAGUCCACGUGCUCUUCAGAGAAGCUUGCCUUUCUCAAUCCAGAAACUCGACAGACUCUGGAGGCACAUGUUGUAAGGUUUUGGGCGAAGCACAGGUGGGGUCUACCCCUUAAAAUACUCAAGCCCAUAAAGCUCUUUAAGUUAAAAAGUAUUGAGUCCUUGCCUGUUACACUCUGUGCCCAGACUUCCUCAACCACUUCAAUACAUAGGACCAGUUCAGCAGUUGAGGUAGUCGGAUUCCUAGGAAAACCAUGCUUGAGACAGAUGAUAAUUACAGAUUCUUCUCCAUCAUCAGAGAAUCUUCUCCUUGUCUCAUCUCCUUCCUGUAAGAGGGCCAUGAGAAGGCUUCCCUCUGGUGUUGACCAUGAGUCUUAUACAGCCCUGCCAGCCAAACCAGAGAGGGGGCAUCUUUCAGAAACUCUCACUUACAACUUCAUGGAUGUACCCUCACAGAGUACGGGUAUUUUAAAGAGAGAGAUAGGGAACCGAGAAGUCCUUUUACUGCCUAGAAGGACUAAUGCCCAAAAUUCAGAGGCACACACCCUUCAGGCAAAAGUUGUUAGUGAGUUUCCACAUAAUGUGAAGACAGAAUUAGCAGGCCAGCCACAAAUCUAUACCACUGCUGUGCUCCUUCCAAAACGUUCCAGGAGCAUGCUUCUUCCUGUAGACACUUUGACUUCACAUGUAUUAGGUGACAUUGUGGUAGUAGACAGGGGCAAUGGCCUGGUGCAGCAGAGACCCAGUACUCCAAAGCAUCAAGUCUCACAGAAGAGUCAAAUCAAGAUGUUGACCCCUACUUAUCAAGGAGAAAACACUAAGAGACAAAGUGAAAGAAAGUAUGAAGACAGGCUUAAGUUCACCCCAGUCAAGGAGAAAAAAGUCAACUUUGGAGGCCAAUACUAUCAGCCCCUUCCAAAAACCACACAGGUGCUUCUAGAGAACCCCUCCCAAAGACGUGUGGGCCGCUUUCUACAGUGGAUUCACCCCAAGAAAAGAAUCAAAGGGCAGGAAUUUCAUCCCCUUGCAGCAGCCACUGCCCAGAAUCAACGAAGGCAAGUGAGAAAAAAACCAUAUAUGGACAACAAUGUUGCUGAGGCCCAGAAACUUAUGACAGCUGUUGGACAGAUGUUAGAAAAGAAAAUGAAGCUACAACAUCAACUCUGUGCUUCAAAGUUCAACCAGCACAGAGAAGUUCCUCCAGCCCCCAUUUCUCGGUUUUCCCAUGGCCACAUGCCAGUCUCCUAUUUAGAGCAAAGGAAAGGAGCCAGUUACCCGAGCAAUUCCUCAUGUCAGAGGUGUUCUAUACAGGACAGGCACAUCAGAAGCCAACUGCCUCAGAAAAGUGUACAAUUUAGCAAGAAACCACAGAUCCCACGGAACCCCAGAUACUUGUCCCCCAAUGCAGCUUUGAACAUAGUGAAUUCUUCCCAGAAUAGAAGAGUAGUGCCAGGAAUCCCAAAUCACCAUCUUUAUUGUCCUAGGCACUGUGCCUUCCAGAGAAAUGUCUGUAGAGAUCUAGGACAUUCCUCUGUAGUUUUUCCUAAUAGGAAAACAUAA